This is a messenger RNA of Lucilia sericata (common green bottle fly), 4956 nucleotides long. RefSeq lists its product as uncharacterized. NCBI's taxonomy places the organism in Eukaryota, Metazoa, Arthropoda, Insecta, Diptera, Calliphoridae. The transcript has 5 exons. The coding region runs from base 131 to 4669 and encodes 1512 amino acids. The record is from RefSeq and is a predicted model, not a curated record. Gene Ontology annotation, cellular component: nucleus.
UACUGUAGAAGAAAAAUCAACACUAUUAGCUAAGGCAGCGUUGGUAAAUUUUUUCCUGCCGCUAUAAUUUUUACACAAAAAUCAUCGGUGAAACUUUUUUUGAAAAUACAAAAAUUUCCGAUUUAUUAUUAUGAGUGAAACUGAAUCCAUAGUAGAAGACACCGAGUAUAUAGCCGUUGAUGCUGCCGACUAUGUGGUUUUGGCCGAAGGCGAAGAAUUGGAACAGUGUGAUGAUGGUAGUGUUAUUUUUCUGGCCGAUGGCCAAGAGUUGAUAGAAACAAGUGAAGUGGUAGAGGAACAAGAUGAUGAUGCUACCAUGAUGAUAACAGAGGAUGGUCAGAUGAUGAUGGUGGAGGAGGUGCAUGAGAUCAUGGAUGAGGAAAGUGGCGAGCAGCUGGAAGUGUAUCAGCAUGAAGAAGUAAUAGAAGAACCGCCUACACCGCAGCAGUUGUGGGCAGAAUUGGAAAAGAAAAGAAAGAGACUGAAUUUGCCACGAGUACCGCGUAAGUUUAUGCUGUUUGAUGGUAUUUGCGCGGAGAUUGUAGACUACGAUGAUGAGGAUAGUUCUCCCAUAGUGGAAUUUUCCAUGGUGGCCGAUGAUCGUGAAGCGGAACGUUUGCCGGUGGAAUGUGGCGUUUGCCCGGACAUUAUGCACAAAUCUAAACUGGAGGCUCAUUUAAAGACCCACCUCAAGCCGGGUACUAAACGCUAUAAAUGUAUUUACUGUGAAGAUGACUUCGUUACACGGGCCUAUGCCGCCGGUCAUGCUAGAAGGCAUAUGGGCAUUAGGCCUUAUGUUUGUGUACCUUGUAAAAUGUACUAUUGCACUAAACAGGAUCUAAAAGUACAUGAACAGCGUCGGCAUUUAGCUAAGGAGCAUAUCUGCGAACAGUGUGGCAAAACAUUUGCCCAAAAUACUUCCUUAAGGCAUCAUCGUUUACUGGUGCACGAACAGCAGCGUAACUAUGAGUGUGAACAUUGUGGUAAAAAGUUUCUGCGUAAAUAUGCCAUGACCGAACAUGUACGCAAUGUCCAUUAUGGUGAUAGGAGACUGCUCGAUUGUCCCUUCUGUGAUUUACGCUUUAAGGAUACCCAUAAGCUGGCGCAACAUCGCAAGGAUAUGCAUUUGAAUCAGGGUAAAUUUGAAUGUCGUGUUUGUGGUUUGGAAUUUAAUCACAUCGACUUUUUUGAUGCCCAUCGUCGUUCUUUGCAAUGUCGCAAAAAACUGGGACGUCAUUUGUUCCAACAGAAACAGGAUAAUUAUGAUGAAAUGGAUUUGCAGCAACAACAUCAAGAUGAUCAAACUAUACUGCCCGAUCAAUUGCAGCAAUACCACUAUGAAGAACAAUUGGAUCAGGGGCAAAUGUAUCAUCACAAUCAGCAGCAGGUAGUGGUGGAGGGGGAGGAGGAGGACGAUAACAGUCAACAACAGCUAGAUCAACAUCAGCUUCACAAUCAGCAAUUCAAACAAGAGCAAUUAGAACAGCAAGAAGUGGUCGUAGAAGAGAUCACCCAUGAUAUGCACGAUGAAAUAGUAAAUGAGCAUGAGAUAGAAGACCUAGAGGAUCAGGAAAAUAUUGAGGUCGAUGAACACGAAAAGGUUAAGGCGGAACAACAGCUUUUAUACGAAAUUGCCGCCAUGGAUAAUGCUUAUGUAAACAAAAUGUGUGAUACCGCCGAAGAUAUGGAUGAAUAUAUUGAAUACGAAUUUGCACGCGAUUGUAUAGAAAUUGCAGAUGAUUGUGAGGAGGUAGACGAUGGCGUAGCAGUGGACAAUGAUUUGUUAAUACAACAUCACACGGAACAUUUGCCCGAAGAAACUUUUCUCUAUGAAGAAGACGAUGAGGAAGAGCAGCAGCUGGAGGAGGAGGAGGAUGAAAUGCAUGAUUAUGAAAUUGUAGAAGAAUUAGAUGAAGAUGUAGAACAACUAUUAAUAUGUGAUACGGCUUUAGACAUUAAGGCAGAGGUAUUAGAACCCACACAGCAGGAAGAGGAGGAAGAGGCGCAAGAAGAAACAAAAAAUUUCAAAGAAGAAUUUAUGGAUCAAGAGGUAGAAGAGGAUCAUUUAAUAGAUGAAGAUACCGCAAAUGGUUUUGGUCCGGAGGAGGAAUUUCAGGAAAUAGAAUAUGAGGAAGUGGGUUUAGAGGAGGAGCAAGCUAUUGAUGUAGAAGAAAAACUUAUAAUACCGGAUAAAAAGGAGGUAAAACAGGAAAAACCCAAAAAACCACCACCACAACCCUGUCCCGAGGAUAAGGGACCCAAAGGAGUGGCUAGAAAGUAUAUGCUGUAUGAUGAACUAGUAGCCACUAUAGUCGACUAUGAUCCAGAUGGCACACCCAUAGUAGAGUUCUCCGUAUCAAAUAAUGAGGCUGAUGAAAAGUUACCCAUGGAAUGUGGCAUUUGUCCGGAUGUUAUGAGUAGAACAAAAAUAACCGCCCAUCUUAAGACACAUCUAGUGCCGGGCACUAAUCGUUAUCAGUGCAUUUAUUGUGAGGAAACCUAUAAAGAUUGCAAAUAUCUGGCCGGACAUGCCCGACGUCACAUGGGUAUACGCCCCUAUGUGUGUGAAUUAUGUAAAUUAUAUUUUUCCACCAAACAGGACUUAAGGGUACACAACCAACGACGCCACCAGGAAAAAGACCACAUUUGCGAGGUGUGUGGCAAAACAUUUGCCCAAAAUACUCAAUUGAAACGGCAUCGCGAGGCUACUCACGAAAAGAAACGGCGUUUCAAGUGUGACCUGUGUCCCAAGUCAUAUUACAAGAAUUUCAGUCUGCAGGAACAUAUAAGGGCCGUGCACAUGGGCAAACGACGUAUUAUUGUGUGUCCCUUUUGUGGCAUGCAGUGUAGAGAUGCCCACAAAAUGGCCCGGCAUCGCAAACAAUAUCAUUUGCAUCAGACGCACUUUGAGUGUCAUAUUUGUAAUGAGGAAUUUACCGAUAUCAAUUAUUUUGAUGCUCACAAAAGAUCUAUACAAUGUCGCAACAAUACCCGCCGUAAACUAGAAGAAGAGGGUCAACAGCAGCAACAGGAAGAGGAACAGCAGCUUUUACAGCAGGCAGAAGAAGCCAAACAGGAGUUACUCAUCGAAGAUGAUAGUAGUCAACAAUAUUCUCAACACUCCAACGAACAUAACCUGCUACAUACGCAACAACAACAACAACAGCCAGAACAACACCUGCUUCAUGGCCAUGAUGACGGUGAAGAUGCUGAUAAUGCUUUAGAAACAUUAAAACAGAAAUCGGGCGAAAAAAAAUUCAAUGUAUUUAAUUUUCACAAAAUGUCUCCCGUUUUUACUAAAAUAUUAAUAGAUUUUAUUAAUGAACACGAAAAUAUCGGUUAUGAUAUAUUAUCGGAGUUACAUAAAUUCGAUUUGUAUAUUAAGGGCUAUAAACAUCCCGCCUUUCCCUCGGAUGCCUUAAAUGAGGAGCCUAUAGAAUUGGAAUAUUAUAAAAAAUCACUUAAUAAUGAUAAAAUUAUAAUGGAUUAUGCCCGCUACUCUUGGAACUCUCAGGGAGAAAUGGUUUAUAGUUGUCAAAUUUGCGAGAAAAUGAAGGUAACCACAAACAAAGAUUUCACCGCCAUGGAUGACUUCUUAUCGCAUGUUGAGCAUAUGCAUGGACCGAGCAUUAAACAGGAACAGGAAGAACAAAGAAUGGAUAAGAAAACGGAAGAAUUGUGGGUGGGAGAAUUGGAGAGAAUGAAAAAGACUGCUUAUAAAAAACAUAGUGAAGAGUUUCUCAAGGAAAUCGAUGAGAUCCUAGGCGUAGAAGAUUUUGAUGCCAAUGGCAUUUUGAAUUCUUUAGAAUCCCACAAAACUUCCGAACAAGAUAAUAAUUCUGAAAUUUUAUCAGAUUCCAGCAAAGAAAAUGCCUUAUCACCCUCUACCUCAACAACCAGCUCAACCGCCAUCAGCUGCCCCACCCCAAAAAUCUAUAGUAAACCCUGCAAAUUGUCUCAACAGGAACGGCAAAACAAACGGAAAAAGAAACGUACUUCGGGUCAAUGUGACAUCUGCAAUCGUACCUUUAACGAUCUCUACAAUUUGCGUAUACACAAAAUGAUCCAUACGGGCGAAAAACCCUUCCAGUGUGAAGAGUGUGGUAAACGUUUUCGCCAGUACAAUAAGCUAAAAAUUCACUGUAUUACGCAUACCAAUGAGAAACCCUUUAAAUGUGAUAUCUGUGGUAAAGGUUUUCGUUUUCGCAAUUAUCUAUCCGUACACAAACGUCUACAUUCUGGGGAAAAUCCCUAUAAAUGUAAAUUUUGUGAAGAAUAUUUUCAUUCUCUACACUCAAGACGUUUGCAUACGAAACUUAUACACACAGAGGCGAAAACUUUUACCUGCUCGAUUUGUGGCAAAAUCUUAACGGCUCAAUGUUAUUUGACAGCUCAUAUGAAAAGGCAUACGAAUCAGCGAGACUUUAAAUGUGACAAUUGUGGUAAAUGUUUUUUUAGUCAAUCACAACUUAAGGAUCAUCAAUUGGUGCAUACCAACCUAAAGCCGUUUGAGUGUAAUGUUUGUCAGGCCCGUUUCCAGCGUAAAUCGAAUUAUACACAACAUUUGAAAAUACAUACGGGCGAGAAGUCGUAUGUCUGCUCUAUAUGCAAUAAAUCUUUUGCCCAAAAUGCCGGGCUAUAUGGUCAUAUGAAAUCACAUGCUAAAUAAAAAGUCCUUUAAGAGAGUAUUUACUGAAAUUUUUAAGCUCUUUGCUGGAGAAAACCCAAACAAGUGCUUUUUGGGGGAAAAGUUGUCGGAUAUCACUGUUAAACAGUUAGAAGUGGCAACUCGCAGAAACUAUCGUUUAAAAUAAAGCAGUGAUGUCAACUAAACGUUUUGAAAACGUCAACUGCGAGUGCAAUCGGAGUAAUUCAUAAUGAAUUGAAGCGGAAGAAACUUGAGGAAAAUAAAAAUUAAUGAACAUAAAAUUAUAUGAUGGAAACAAUAUUGUUAAA